AUGGCCUCUUCGGCGGGCAAUGAAGGGAACAUCUACUCUGCCACCUACAGCAAUGUACCCGUCUACGAAUACAAACUAGGGACUGAGAAUGUGAUGAGACGGCGGGUGGACGACUGGGUUAAUGCGACUCAUAUCCUGAAAGCUGCCGGCCUGGACAAGCCGUCGAGAACUCGCAUCCUCGAGCGUGAAGUCCAGCGCGGCGUUCAUGAGAAGAUCCAGGGAGGCUACGGGAAAUAUCAAGGAACAUGGAUACCGCUUGCCGAAGCUCGAGCCCUGGCAGACAAGAACGGCGUACUCGACAGACUACGGCCGUUGUUCGACUUCAUGACCGGCGAUGCCAGCCCUCCUCCAGCACCCAAACACACCACCGCAGCGUCUAAACCAAGAGCACAAAGGGGGGGCGCUGGUGGCCGUCGAGGUGCGGCCGCAUCUACUCGUGGCUCAUUUACAACCGCCAACCAGCAGCACAUCCCUCCCGCACCGCCUGCUAUACCGCCUGCUAACUCGGCACCGGCCAGCUUCCACCAGGAUCAGCAACACCACCAGCAGCAACAGCAGUAUGGCGUAGGCCAGUCCUUCAAUGAGGCCUCGUCGAUAAUGCAGGGAAGCCCUGAGACCCCUUCCAUCAUGGCGGACGACGACCUUGCGCAGAUGUCUCCUGAAUCAACCCAGUCUCGCAAGCGUAAGAGAGGUGAUAACGAUGUCGCCAUGAGUAUCAUAGAACAGAACCACAUACUAUACGGAGACCAACUUUUGGACUACUUCAUGACCGUUGGUGACGACCCAAGCGCGUCCCGUGUUCUCCCUCCAGUGCCACCCACACACUUUCAAGUCGACCGGCCGAUUGAUGACCAAGGUAACACCGCUCUCCACUGGGCCUGUGCUAUGGGUGAUAUCGAUAUCGUCAAAGAUCUUAUCAGCCGAGGUGCCGAUGUGCGUGUACGAUCAAAGCACGACGAAACACCACUUGUCCGUGCGGUCUUGUUCACCAACAAUUAUGAAAAGCGCACAAUGGGAGAACUGGCGGACCUGCUACAUAGCACUAUCACAUUCCGCGACUGGUUUGGCGCAACCGUCUUUAACCACCUUGCGGCGACGACACGGAGUAAAGGCAAAUGGAAGAGUUCUCGAUACUACUGCCAGACCCUAAUCGACAAGCUCUCCCAAGUGUUUCCUAGACAUGAAAUCUCGUUACUCCUUUCGUCGCAGGACGCGAAUGGAGAUACGGCGGCCUUAACUGCGGCAAAGAAUGGAUGCUAUAGGCUUGCGACCACACUUUUGGCGCAAUGUCCUGAAGCAGGCGAUUUGCAGAACAGACACCACGAAACAGCCAACGAGGUGCUGAUGGCCCUAUACAAGCGGCGAAAGGAGAACCCUCCGCCCCCUUCGUCCGUCACAUACGCUCAGGAUAUCGACGGUGAAGGCGAAUAUGCCGUCACCACACCCACGGCGGGCAACUACGCAGGGUCAGCAGUCGCAACAGAGGCAACCAAUGCAUUACUUGUCCGAAUUGGCUCUAUAAUGGCUGAAGCUAACAGACGACUUGCUCGCGCAUACGGAGAGGCCAAGACACCUCCACACAGCAGUGGAAGCGGUGUCGGUGGCGGAGAGGAUAUAACAAACCCCAAGGGCCUGUAUGAGCAACUAGAAUCCGACCGGGAGAACAUCCGCACUCAAACAGAAGCUCUGCAAGCCAAGGAAGAAGAAAGCGAAGAUCUCGAUUCCCAGCUAACCCGAUUCAACGAGAUCAAAGCCAAGUACGAGUCUCUACUGAACCAGACACACGACCUCGAACUCACAUCGUUAUACGAAUCAAACGGCAUCACGGACGAUACAGGCGAGUCAGACUCAAACCGCGAACUGGCACCAGACGAAAUGCUGGAACUCUACACGCUUGCUAACGAACUGGCUCAAGCACAAGCCGACCGAGAGGAGGCCGUGGCUAAACUUAUCCGCCAACGAGCAGAUGCGGGCGUCAGCACCAAGCUGGACGUGCAUCGAAAGCUCGUCUCGCUAGCCACAGGUCUGGCGGAGGAAGAACUAGACCCGAUGAGCAGCGAGCUGGCAGACGCGUUGGAGUUUGACCGUGCCAAUGAGAAGAGAUCCGGUCCUGGUCCAAGUACUGCCAGACAACUCAUGGGUACUGGGGAGCCAGACCCCGAAACUCCCGGUACAGGUAGUCGAAGCGUCAGCCGGAAUGGCAAUGACGGCGCUGGCGGUGCUGGCAACAAUGGCAACGAGACUACAAACGGGCUGGACAUUGACCAUGCUGUCGACGCUAGCUCGGUGGCUUCCUAA
This is a messenger RNA of Nannizzia gypsea CBS 118893, 2298 nucleotides long. RefSeq names its product transcription factor MBP1. The transcript has 3 exons. Lineage: Eukaryota; Fungi; Ascomycota; Eurotiomycetes; Onygenales; Arthrodermataceae. The record is from RefSeq and is a predicted model, not a curated record. The coding region runs from base 1 to 2298 and encodes 765 amino acids. Gene Ontology annotation, molecular function: protein binding; DNA binding; transcription regulator activity. Gene Ontology annotation, cellular component: MBF transcription complex; SBF transcription complex.